Ogataea haglerorum is the source of this 2283-nucleotide messenger RNA. RefSeq lists its product as uncharacterized. NCBI's taxonomy places the organism in Eukaryota, Fungi, Ascomycota, Pichiomycetes, Pichiales, Pichiaceae. The record is from RefSeq and is a predicted model, not a curated record. The transcript has a single exon. The coding region runs from base 1 to 2283 and encodes 760 amino acids.
AUGGAUAUGGAAGCAGAAUUUGAGGAUUUUCAGAAGAAAAACACCCCUUCCUUGAUUGGGUCUUCUGUCAGAAACUCCAGCACUCCUAGUGGAGACUUAGACAAAGACGAGCCGAAUUCGAUCAUCUUAGAUCGUACUCGUUCCAGCUCUAGGCCUGUCGUCAAAUCCAAUCCUUCGACCUCCCAUAUUGGAAUUGUGUCUGUGGAGGAACUCAAAGCGGAAGGUGGACUUCUCAACGACGAGGAGGGAGAAGUUCUUGACGAGAUCCUCGACGAGGAAGGACAUUUGAAAAAGGAUGCAUUGCAAUUGAAAGAACGACUAAAGACCGAAGACGAAGGUACCCCAAGCUAUACCCAGUCUCCUGGCAGUGAGAUUUCCUCUGAGCCUGUACAUGAAAAGGAGCACCUAGUUUUUGGCGGUGAUGCGGGAAAUUUUGUGGCGCCUGCCGCUGCCAAAUCGAGUCACUUGACUGAUUUCAAAUACGACAGCCCUUCUAGAGAGCUUCCGAAGCCGGAAGAGAAAGAGCACGAUCUCAUUGAGCCAGAAAAAAUCACCACUGUGGACGAUAUAUUGCAGAAAAUCAACCAAGGAAGCAGAGAAUUGACCGAGGAACCGGAAAACACGCUGAAACCAGAAGUCAGGGUGCAUGAGGACAGAAUGCCAGAACUUCCUUCCCAUUCGACCGAAGCGGAUCAGCUUCUGACAGCGCCAGCCAGUAUCAGGGACGGAUCGAGCUCAAGGCUACUGAACGAGAGACAGAGAUCGCGCUCGCGUCCUGCAGACAGCUCUGGAUCGCCGUUCAGAGAAGGCGUAGGAAUGUAUCGGCCGCAUCUGGCAAAAGGUGAUUCCUACCACAGCGGUAUCUCAAACGAUGAGUACAGUCAAGCCAGUGUCAGCAGCGGUGCUCCUGUGGAGAGAAAACCAAGACACGAUCCCGGAUCGGUCAGACUUUCAAGCUCUUCGUCUCUGAACUACUUGCGUUCCAUUUCAAGGUCAAGGUCGAGAGCCGCCAAUGACAGGGAUGCGAUAGGCAAAGACAGGGGUGUUGACCAAAACGAACUGAAAGAGGAGGGUGUUCUCCUGCACGAUGGUGAUUUCUCCCAAGUUCCAGAUUACGAAGACGCAAUCACCAAUGCCUUGAAUAUUGUCGAGAAUACUAAAAGUGUGAAAGACGGAUCUAAAGUUGGGAGGCAUAAGGAGAACAUUGUGAGUGACUUGCAAAACUCUCUAAAUUCAAGGGAAUUAGGAGAACUUAACGAAGCGGAUGAGGACCGUGAUGUCCUGAAAGAGAAAAAAAAUGAGCUUGCAUCAGUGGCCAAGGUUGGGAAAGCUGAGACUAAGAGCUCUGACUCUCUUCAAAAGUUGUUGGACGAAUCUAAAGAUGAAGUGAAGAAAACAGAGACCUUGGAGGAGAAUAUUCCCGGUCGGUCGAACAUAGUUAAAGGCCACGAAGAGGAACAACUGGAAAGCCUUCAUUCUGACCAUACGAAGAGCGACCAAACACAAGGCAAGAGUGCUAAUGAUGAAACUACUACACCGUCAAAGCCAACUGAAAAUGCUAGUGACAACGUGUCGUCUGAAAACUGUGUUGACAGUGAUGACGGUAGUCCUGCGAAAACCAAAACUUCCGAGGACGAGACUUCUGUGAAGCAAUCUGGAGAGUCUCUAAACUCUUUAACCACAAAGCUAGAGUCUAGCACUCUUGCGGACACACCAGAAAAGCAUCCCUACGAAAUCGAAGGACCUGGCAAAGAUAACAUUGAGAAAGAGACCCCUGUCCAGCAGGACACACCCAUCAAGGAAGAAGCAAAAGCAACUGAAGCUACGAAAGAGAAAGAUGUGCCAGUGUCCGAUACUCAAAGGGGAAAAACUGUUUCUGACGACGACGACGACAUUGAGGAACUCCUGAAAGCUGUUGAAAAUGAACAGCAGACUCAGACAUCUAACAACACGGAAAAGAAAGACUCUGUUUAUGUUCCCAAGGGAGCAAAAAUGACAUUUGAGGACGAACCCGUGUACAUUUACACAUCUUUAGCAGGCGGCUUCCAAAUUGCUACUCGAACAAAUAGACUGCAGACUAUUUUGACCGCCAAUCGGGUCAAGUUUGGAUUCAAAGAUCUGGGCACUGACGAGCAAGCCAAAAAGGUGUGGAGGCGUUACAGCGAAGGGAAAACCCUUCCUGGAAUUGUUAGGGGUAAGGAUGAUUUUAUUGGCAACUGGGAAGAUGUUGAAGAAGCUAAUGAGAAUUAUGCGGUUAGAUCUUUGAUAUAUGAGACAUACUAG